GCAACGCUUCAAACAACCUGAGGUGGGCUGAAGCUAUAGGUUAGCUCAUCAAGACUGUUUUAAUCGUUCAGAAACUACUGUAAUUUUAUAAAUAAUGGAACGAGAACUGAACGAAGAGGAACUACAGGACCUGUUUGCGUGGAUAGAUAAGAUACCGCUGUCCCGGCCCAAAAGACACAUCACAAGAGACUUCAGCGACGCAGUGAUGGCUGCUGAGGUGGUAAAAUAUUUCUUCCCCAAGCUUGUUGAUCUGCACAACUAUGUUUCUGCAAACUCCACACAGCAGAAGCUCAGCAACUGGAACCUGCUCAACAGGAAGGUAUUUUCCAAGCUGGACUUCCAUGUGCCUGAGGAGACACUGAAGAAAAUUGCACAGAGCACCACAGGAGCAAUAGUGCCUGUCCUGAGCACCCUCAGGGAGAAGAUAGAAAAGAAACUGGAGUACACCACCAACAACAUACUGGAUAUGGAGUAUUAUGACACCAGGAACCAGGAGAAACCUCAUGAAGAAAUUCAACAGACUGAGAUAAGACUUCUAACUCAGCUGGAGGAAUUGAAAAAAGAUGAAAAGAACAGGCAAAAAAACAGUAAAGUGGAGCGUGCAGUAAAGUUUUAUUCAGACAUGGAUCCUGCUUUCCAACAAAUGCUGAAGGAAAAAGAAAAAGCAAUUAUGUCUUUGAUGGAGUCUGUGGAGAUCCUCCAGAUGAAAGUGAACAAGCUGGAACAUCUGGUUCACUUGAAGGAUGUCCGUAUUCAAGAUCUGACACAGCAUCUGGAGACGUACAAAGCAAGAGGCAACACACACUGAAGCAGCUGUGAAACUAUACAGACAGAGAAAUGUCUGUAGCAGUUCUGAUAUGUAAACCUGUAUUUUGUAAAAAAGAAAUAUUAGUUAAGGCAAAUGAUCAUCUUAUCUAAUCCCACCAGCUAAAACUGUCACAUCUGUUGAAAUGCACAAGGGAGAUUCCAGAUGUGAACUUUUUAAAUCCUUGUUUUGAAAAAGAAAAAAAUGGAAUUUUAUCCCAGAACAUAAAAUGUACACACUUCAGGAUGCAGAAAUGUCUCUUUUUCUUUCUUUAAUAACAUGAUCCACAGCCUUAUAUCUAGAAUCUUCUGUGUUUAUGCUUCAUGACCCUUUUAUAUGAAAUCAUGACUUGUUGAAUGUAAAUAGUUGCUUCUUUGUGAAAGGUAUCUCUGGGCUUUUUUUAACAGCCCAUAAUUUCUGACUGUCAGCUUCUAAAUAAAGCCACAAAUCCCCAUUCA
This is a messenger RNA of Pundamilia nyererei, 1263 nucleotides long. RefSeq names its product sperm flagellar 1 (gene spef1). The record is from RefSeq and is a predicted model, not a curated record. Gene Ontology annotation, biological process: regulation of cytoskeleton organization. The transcript is spliced from 7 exons. Gene Ontology annotation, cellular component: axoneme. NCBI's taxonomy places the organism in Eukaryota, Metazoa, Chordata, Actinopteri, Cichliformes, Cichlidae. The coding region runs from base 95 to 808 and encodes 237 amino acids. Gene Ontology annotation, molecular function: microtubule binding.